Molecule: messenger RNA, 1311 nt
Organism: Uloborus diversus
Lineage: Eukaryota; Metazoa; Arthropoda; Arachnida; Araneae; Uloboridae
Product: phenazine biosynthesis-like domain-containing protein 1
Exons: 9
Coding region: 90-995 (301 amino acids)
Biological process (GO): biosynthetic process
Cellular component (GO): cytoplasm
Molecular function (GO): isomerase activity
Source: RefSeq, a predicted model, not a curated record
AAGCGGUCAGCUGAAAAGUAAGACUUUUCAUAAGAGCAACAUAUGUUCUUAGUUUGAAACCCAAAAUUUUUCAGCUUUUAAAGUUCGUAAUGGAUGUUGCUAAGCAAUUAGAAAAGUCUACUUUACCAAUUUUUAUUGUAGACGCAUUUACAAAGAAACCUUUUGCUGGUAACGGUGCUGCAAUUUGUUUGGUUUCUUAUCAAGAAGAGAUUUCUAAUGAGAUGAAACAGAAAAUGGGGGCUGAAAUGAACCUCUCAGAGACAGCAUUUAUAUCAAUCAUUAAAAAGGGAGAUACUUUUCAAAAUGGAAAUCGUUUUAAAUUACAAUGGUUUACUCCAACAUGUGAAGUAUCACUUUGCGGGCAUGCAACUUUAGCUUCUUCUGCAGUUCUAUUUACAGUCUGUGGUAAUGAGUCUCAAAUAAUUGAAUUUGAGACACUCAGUGGAGUUUUAAAAGCUAAACGUCUGCCUGAUGGGAGAAUAGAAAUUGAUUUGCCUGCAUAUGAAUCUGUACCUGUGGAUAUGGAAAUUUAUGGAGAUGUAGUAAAAGCUGCAAUUGGCUCAAUCUCGCCCCAAGCAGUGGUCCUCUCUUACUCAAAGAAAUUGUUGAUUCAGCUUCCUGAUAAUUUAACAAGGCAUCAGUUGGAAUCACUGAAACCCAAACAAUCUGAACUCCUUGAAGCUUCUUCAAAUGUUGUUGGAGUUAUUAUCACUCUAAAAUCAUCUGGAAAAGAUAAUUGUUGCGAUGAGGAAGGGAAUUCCUUUGACUUCAUAUCUCGUUAUUUUGCUCCUUGGCUUGGUGUUUUUGAAGACCCUGUAACAGGAUCUGCUCAUUCUGUACUUGGUCCAUAUUGGUCGAAGAUUCUAAAGAAAAAUAAAUUAUAUGCUAGGCAAUGUUCACCACGAGGUGGAAAUCUUCAUGUUGAGUGCCUUCAAGACAGAGUGCAUGUCAGUGGAAAUGCUACCAUUGUAGUUCAGGGGCAAAUUAGUUUUUAAUUUCUGGAAAAAUAUUUUUCACGAUGUUACCUAAUUCUAUGCUUAAGAGGGUUAUCUCUUAAUGCUUGUUUUUUUACUCUUGGUAGGUUUUUAUCUAUAAAGUUUUUACUCUCCAAAACAUGAUGUGCAAUAACUUUUCUUGAAUGUAAUUGAUUGUUGAUAACAUGUUGUUGCUCACAGUGUUAUGCUUUUCAUUUAAAAAAUUUCACUAUUGUUAAUAUUUCAAUAUUGAUAGGAAUUGUAAAUUCCUUUACAGCACUUUGAUUCAUAGUAAACUAAAUUUGUUUUUCUUGCUUUGUGUAAAAUAUCUAGUCAU